UACUUUAGUGGUGCUCUGGCUGAUUGGUCCCUUUCGCACGUGGAAACGAAAGUUUGAAUGACAUCGCAAAUAUGAGGCAUGACGCCUAAUUCCAUUGAGACUUGAUUAUUUCGGUCAAUCUCAAUGGAUUCAAUUAUAUUGAACAUGGCAACAACCCUUCCUUGGCCUGUCUAUUUAAUAACAGUGGCUGGUCUCCAGUAUUAUAUUGUCAGUUCGUCAAUAUUAACAGUCGAAAAUCUUCCGCUAUUUCAAUUGCCCUUCUAGUUCCUCGAUUUUACCAGAGCCAGACGACUCAACCGUUGGCCUACGUCAUGAUCACCAUCGCUUCCAUUCGACCCCGUGUGUCGACCUUCCGCUCACUUCAAAGACUUUCAACCAUCCAAACCAUCAACAUUUCGUCAAAAUCACCGCUUGAUCAAAGGAGGAUAACAGAGGAGCGCAGAAAAAGCAAGGCUCCGCAAAAUGAGAGUUUAGAGCCUAAUCCCUCCUACCCAGCUUUUAGUCUCAACUCUCUGGGUCUUAGCAAAAGAACCAAGGUGGUCGUAAUGGUAGUUCUGAGCAUCUUUGGUACCAUUGAGACUUGGGUUUGGUGUAAAGCCAUCUGGAAAUGGAGAAAGGGUCGUCAAGAAGCAGAACAGUGACCCUCUUCCGGCCAUGCAUCACAGAUAUCAAACUUUGAUUGCUUCUUCCUUGCCCUAGCCAUAUGCAUGUAUUCAUGCCUAGAUAGGGUUGUGUGCUAUCACUAGCACUAGCUUCCGAGAAUAAACAGUCUGUCAUCCUCGGGAAUGCAUGCAGACGCAUAACCAUUGUUACAAAUAGUACGAAAUGAUU
Messenger RNA from Fusarium odoratissimum NRRL 54006, 831 nucleotides. RefSeq lists its product as uncharacterized. Bases 312 to 641 code for a protein of 109 amino acids. The record is from RefSeq and is a predicted model, not a curated record. Lineage: Eukaryota; Fungi; Ascomycota; Sordariomycetes; Hypocreales; Nectriaceae. The transcript has 2 exons.